Selaginella moellendorffii is the source of this 1857-nucleotide messenger RNA. RefSeq names its product non-specific phospholipase C1. Lineage: Eukaryota; Viridiplantae; Streptophyta; Lycopodiopsida; Selaginellales; Selaginellaceae. The record is from RefSeq and is a predicted model, not a curated record. The transcript is spliced from 3 exons. Gene Ontology annotation, biological process: phospholipid catabolic process. The coding region runs from base 222 to 1814 and encodes 530 amino acids. Gene Ontology annotation, molecular function: hydrolase activity, acting on ester bonds.
GUGUCGUUGGCGGAGAAGAAGAGGGGAAAUGGGCGAUGGCGCCGUGCGUCACUGUUUGUGAGAGGGAGGUAUCUUCGCGGAGCACUGCGAUGGUCAUUAGUACGGGCGGGCGAUCUUUCUAGCUCCACCGAUCGCCAUUCCAAUCGGCACAGCAGCAGGAUUCCAGUAAGAGCCCUAAUCUCUCUUCUCCCCGUGUAGCAAGAUCGACUGGAGAGCCAGCGAUGGCGAUUCCAGCGGUCAGCGCGUCCAAGAUUAUGGUGCUGUGGCUUCUCCUCUCCUGGAAUCUCUGCCUCGCGCACCAGCAGCAGUGGCAGCAGCAGCUCGGGUGGAGGCACAAGAAGAAAAUCUCCGGCCCCAUCAAGACCGUGGUGGUGCUGGUGAUGGAGAAUCGUUCCUUCGAUCAUAUGCUGGGCUGGCUCAAGAAGCUCAACCCGGAGAUUGACGGGCUCCAGGGCAACGAGUCCAAUCCCCUCUCCACCACCGAUCCCGCGUCGCGAAAAAUCUUCGUCGCCGACACGGCCGAAUUCGUGGACCCCGACCCCGGGCAUUCGUUCCAGGCCAUCACCGAGCAGGUCUUCGGCUCCAACGACACCUCCGCGAUCCCCCCGCCCAUGAAUGGAUUCGCGCAGCAGGCCGAGAGCAUGGUGGAGGGCUUCUCCGAGACGGUGAUGAAAGGCUUCCGCCCGGAGCUCGUCCCAGUCUACACAGCUCUGGCGAUGGAGUUUGCAGUGUUUGAUCGGUGGUUUGCGUCCACGCCGACGUCCACGCAGCCCAACCGGCUCUACGUCCACUCGGCCACCUCUUAUGGAGAGAUUAGCAACGUGAAGAAGGACCUGGUGAAAGGAUUCCCGCAAAAGACCAUCUACGAUUCCUUGGACGAGGACGGUCUCUCGUUCGGGAUCUACUACCAGAACAUCCCGGCUUGCCUGUUCUUCAAGAACUUGCGCAAGCUCAAGUACCUGACCAAGUACCACAGCUACCGCGCGGCCUUCAAGCUCCAUGCCCGGCUCGGGAUGCUUCCAAACGUGGCGGUCAUCGAGCAGCGCUACUUUGAUCUGGAUCUCACUCCCGCCAAUGACGAUCAUCCCUCGCACGACGUCUCCGAGGGCCAGAAGCUCGUCAAGGAGGUUUACGAGGCGCUGCGCAGCAGCCCGCAGUGGAACGAGGUGUUGUUCGUGAUAACUUACGACGAGCAUGGGGGGUUCUACGACCACGUCCCGACUCCAAACGUUGGAGUCCCGAAUCCCGAUGGUGUUUUGGGACCGGAGCCUGGCUUCUUUGAUUUCGACAGGCUUGGAGUUCGUGUGCCGACGAUCAUGGUGUCGCCUUGGAUCGAGAAAGGAACAGUUGUCCAUGAGCCAAAUGGCCCGACGCCUACUUCACAGUUCGAGCACUCGUCACUGGCAGCGACUAUCAAGAAACUUUUUGAUCUCAAGUCGGACUUCCUGACGAAGAGAGAUGCCUGGGCGGGGACUUUUGAGAGCGUUGUCUCUGGUCGCAGCAGCCCCAGAACCGAUUGCCCAGAGACGCUUCCAACGCCUCCUUGGUCGCUUCGUCACAGGGCAGUGGAUGAGGACGCGAAGCUGACCGAGUUCCAGGAAGAGCUGGUUCAGCUGGCGUCGCAGCUCAACGGCGACCAUCGGCUGAAUGGCUACCCGAAUUUCGGGAAGGGGAUGAGCGUCCGGCAAGCGAGCGAUUACGUAGAAAGCGCGGUGAGGAAGUUCUUGGAUGAAGGUCGGCUUGCUCUCAAAUCGGGAGGACAAGCGGACGACACGACGGUGUUGGAUGUGAAUAUUAGAAAAUCGACAGUGUAAAAUCAAAAAACAAUGGAAUUAAACAAUUGUUACCUUUGAAAUA